CUCGUACAUACAUCCAUAUUUACCUUAUCGUCUCCUCGGCACUGAGAUAGUCACGUCUUCAUCUCUUCAACUCUUCCUGACGUCUAACCGCAUGAUCCUAAAGCACCUUGCCUUUUUUUCCUCUUGACCCGGUUCCACCACCUUACAACCCAGCCCUAUCGUCUCACCCGAGCCUCACUCUUAAAUCCUUCGCAUCCUCCUCAACUUUGGUGAACCCUUCACACACUCCCUGAGCCAGCAUCGGUGCCUUUGGCUUUCACAGAGAAUAUUGGGAGCGGCUUGGGCAUUCAAAUUCCUUGUUUAACCACUUUCAUCUCUUAAAAAUGGCUUCCUACCAGCCAACCUUCUUUACACAACCCCAAGCAAUCUACCAACCUACCCCUACAUCCUCGCACCAGGCCGAUGAGUUUUCAUCUCUGUCGUUCCCAAACUACCCUACAUUCGACUUUUUUGAACAGCAAAGCCAUCACAACAUUACGCCAUCGUUAAGAGGUCAUACUCCUAUUGACCCAGAAACACACAGGAAUGGGAGGAGCAGCAGUGAAGAAAAGGAGUUGACACCGGGACAGCGGAGACGGAAAGAACAGAAUCGAGCAGCGCAACGUGCAUUUCGGGAGCGUAAGGAACGACAUGUUAAGGAGCUGGAACACAGACUCAAGACGUUGGAGCAGCACGCAUCAGAAACAGCGUCACAAAACGAGAUACUGAAGCAAGAGCUCCAAAAGACCAAACUUGAAAACAGACUUCUGCAAGAGAACAGUCUGCGAGGCAACUCACCGCCGGCAAUGACCGAAGUGGCAAACAUGAACUUCAAGCCGACGGACCACCACAACAUCGCCAAUCCCCCUCCAGCCUUCACGUCUCCGAUAUUCGGGGAACACCCAAACAGAGGCCCGCUGCACAGGAUUUCGACGAGCCCGAAGACGGGCGAGCGACUCUUGGGUGCUGGGGCCGCGUGGGACUUGAUCGUCUGCCAUCCGUUGUACGAGCAAGGCCUUGUGGACAUCGGUGACAUCUCCGACAGGUUGAAGGGGCUCGCCCGGUGUGAUGGGCAGGGACCGGUCUUUGAGGAAAGCGUCAUCCUCGAGGCCAUUAACGCCUCAUCAGGCAGCGGCCGGGAUGAGUUGCUAAUGGAAUCUUCACCACCUGGAAUGUCUUACAAUUAAUAAACUUGAAGGAAAGGAAACCGAUUUCCCUUUUCCCUUUUUUCUCUCUCUUUUUUCUUAUCGAUUUCCCCCCCUUUGUGGGUUCCCCCCGGCCCUUUUCUCUGACUUUAUUCUAUUCUAUUCCUUUUACCAUUUUUCACUUUCCUCUCUCUCAUCCCCUGUCUCCCAUUCGAACUUGAGCCUGGGCAAAAGCUUUUUUUCUCCUUUUCUUUUUCCCUUUCCUUGCACUAUUCUCUUCUAUUCCAUUCCCUUAUCUUUUGCAAAAAAUUCCGGAGAAGUGGCGCAAUUCGGGGGCAUGGCGAAAUUGGCGUGGAUGUACGAGAUGGGAUGGGAGGGAUGCGAAAGGGGAAGGAGACAUUACACAGAAAAAACCAGAAGAAAAAAAAAACCCAAUUCAAGCCAAAAAUGUUGAAAUAUCGAAAA
Tuber melanosporum (Perigord truffle) is the source of this 1589-nucleotide messenger RNA. RefSeq lists its product as uncharacterized. Gene Ontology annotation, molecular function: transcription cis-regulatory region binding; DNA-binding transcription activator activity, RNA polymerase II-specific. The coding region runs from base 324 to 1166 and encodes 280 amino acids. The record is from RefSeq and is a predicted model, not a curated record. Gene Ontology annotation, cellular component: RNA polymerase II transcription regulator complex. The transcript has 4 exons. NCBI's taxonomy places the organism in Eukaryota, Fungi, Ascomycota, Pezizomycetes, Pezizales, Tuberaceae.